Messenger RNA from Chaetomium fimeti, 1206 nucleotides. RefSeq lists its product as uncharacterized. The record is from RefSeq and is a predicted model, not a curated record. The transcript has 2 exons. The coding region runs from base 1 to 1206 and encodes 401 amino acids. NCBI's taxonomy places the organism in Eukaryota, Fungi, Ascomycota, Sordariomycetes, Sordariales, Chaetomiaceae.
AUGCAUCGGUGUCUUUGCAUCGCAGCCUUUGUGGCCGUCACCGUCGCUGUCAAUUUCCUUGUGGACCUCCCGACGGCAUUGAUCUCCUGUCACAGUCUCCGCCGUCUCCGACUUUCGCCACUUUCAUUGGGCUCCCUCCUUCUCUGCGCUACCCACUUCGGCUUGUCUACCGCGGCAUCAUGGAAUCCUGACCUCUUCGUCAAACCCACCGGUGUUGGGUCUGCCGUUGGGGGUGCGCCCUUUACCAUCCUCGGUCCGGCUGGCUCGUCGGUGCGGAUGCUGCGGCUAUACCGCAACAAUGGCAACAUCGGGUACCUCCGUGGGGCCGUCGUCGUCUUUUCCGACGGGGCCGAGAUGCGCGCCGGUGCCCACAAGGACCAAUUCUCGUUCUCGGAGUUCGCUUUGUCCAGCAACGAUCUCAUCACAGGGAUGACUCUGUGGGCCUUUCUUCCCUCGUGGUCGUGGAGCGGUUUCUUUUCCCUGGGGAGGAAAGCUCCCGCCGCGCGGGUUGGCCGAAUCGACGUUACAACCAGCCAGCGCUCGUGGGGUUUUGGUAUCGACAACACGGCCAAGCUUUCUAGCAAGGCUGUGGACGUGGGCUCUGGCGUGCUGGUCGGGCUUCAGGGGAGAGCAGGUGAUGGGUUGGACCAGAUCGCCCCCAUAUUUCUCAAGACACUGUCGAGUUCGGUCGUCGACAAUGUCGUUUUCGAGACACCUGCCGGCACCGACGGUCUCCAUCUAGUAACUCUCAAAGAGGGCAGCGCGGUGUGGAACGGCACCGAUUACUCCUGGAACUUUGCGGGCACCGAUACCCGCGACGUCUCGACGACCUUCUCGAUCGGAUCUAGCACCGACUUUUCGCUCCAGACGACGUUUAUGACAUCGCUCCCCAGCGUUCUCGACUUGGGUUUUAGCGCCACCUGGGGUUAUGGAACUACCGAAAGCCAUGAGAAAAGUUUUGGUCGGUCGACGGAACUGUCAUGGAGCACCACCAUUUCUCUGAGUGCCGAUAUCCCGGCCGUAUAUUGCGUUGCCAUGGUCUGGGAGGGCCGAGUCCACGUCCGCUGGUCUGGCCUCCAGACAGUCAGGGCGGACAGUGCCGCGGUUUCCUUUCCUACCUCCGGUUUCCUUACCCACGUAACGCACGGCAAAGUUGAGACUCUUAGCAGCAUCGGCAGGAAGGGUGUAUCCGGUAUUGCUUUUUAG